Molecule: messenger RNA, 1112 nt
Organism: Rhizophagus irregularis DAOM 181602=DAOM 197198
Lineage: Eukaryota; Fungi; Glomeromycota; Glomeromycetes; Glomerales; Glomeraceae
Source: RefSeq, a predicted model, not a curated record
AUGAAAAGAUUCCGGUUGUCAACAAAGAACCUAAUUUGUUUAUGUAUAAUCUUCCUGAUCAGAAUGAAAAAGGAAAUGAAAAUCUAGAAAACAGUAACAAAACUGUUAUUCUGGGAACCACUGGUUGUGGCAAAACUCGCUUAUGUUUUGAAGCUUUAAGCCAGAAUUAUGGCCUAUACUUAGUUGCUUCACCAUAUAGUGUUGGCUCUGUUGACUUCCCAAAGAAGCAGAAAGCAUUGCGGAGCGGGCAGUAAUGAGUUGCAUUGUUGGACGCCUGCUCUUGCUUAAACAUCUCUUUAAGAGAGCUAUAUUUAAUAUUUCGAGAUGGGGAAGGUCUUGUGAAACUAUUUUGAUGGAUAUUAGAAACGAAUUUACGAAGUUCUUUCCAAUUGUAUAUGAUGAGGCUCAAUUUCACACCACUUACUUACCACAAACAUUCCCCUCUGUACAUUAUUAUAAAGAUAGGUCAAGACCGUUUUUCUCCGUAGUGGUUCGGUGUUUAUCAAAUUUAAGUAAUUCAUUUGCAGGAGCAUUCGUUUGCAUAACUGGAUCUGGCCUAUCAUUAUUGCGAGCAAAAGAUAAAAUAUCUGGAGGAAUCACAAAGAAAAACAUGCUUUACGUCUCCUCCUCUUCGAAAAAAUCACGUACGCACUUCGGUUUAUCGAGGUAUCUACCGACUAGAAGUACUGCAUUACGUGCGAUUAAAUGGUUAAAGGGUCGCUAUCGUUGGUCGUGGACAUGGAUACAUUUUCUCAUUAAGUCUGAGAAUUUCGAUCCUGAAAAACAGCUAAAAGAGCUCAUUACUAAAUUACAACCAGUGCUGAUAGUUUACCAAGAAAUAUUUACACGGGGUUUGAAAAUUAGCAAAAACAUCCUUCCGAGCGACCUCCUUAUGUUAAAAAUGUUUCCACAUUGGAAUUAAUAAAAAGAGCCAUUAUUUUAUAUUCUAUGACAGGAAGACCAAUAACGUUUACCAGUACAGUUGAGAUGGAUAUUAUGAAUUUGGGUUUCGCCCACAUCAAAAACAUUCAACAAUUUUCAAGCAUCAUUGACGAGCCUCUUGUAAUUUAAGCUACUUUGAAAGCCGUUCGAAUGACAUUUGGUUCCAGAUG